Cyprinus carpio (common carp) is the source of this 2429-nucleotide messenger RNA. RefSeq names its product calcitonin receptor-like 2. The record is from RefSeq and is a predicted model, not a curated record. The coding region runs from base 1 to 1293 and encodes 430 amino acids. Gene Ontology annotation, molecular function: adrenomedullin receptor activity; calcitonin receptor activity; calcitonin gene-related peptide receptor activity. Gene Ontology annotation, cellular component: plasma membrane. Gene Ontology annotation, biological process: adenylate cyclase-activating G protein-coupled receptor signaling pathway; angiogenesis; cell surface receptor signaling pathway. The transcript is spliced from 11 exons. Lineage: Eukaryota; Metazoa; Chordata; Actinopteri; Cypriniformes; Cyprinidae.
AUGUGGUGUGAAGGUGAUGUGGGAGCAGUAUUGUGUGUUACCUGUUUGUGUUUUACGUGCAAGCCACGCAGCGACCCGGGCCCGUACUGUAACCGCACGUGGGAUGGAUGGCUCUGUUGGGGAGACUCCGCCCCCGGCACCGCUGUCCAGCUCUGCCCCGCCUACUUCCAGGACUUUGAUCCAACCGAGAAAGUGACCAAAGUGUGUGACUCAGACGGUCAGUGGUUUCGUCACCCGGAGAGCAACCGUCUGUGGUCCAAUUACACGCAGUGCUCCGCGUACACUAAGCAGAAACUCAAGCUCACGUUAGUGAAUUAUUAUCUGGCGAUGGUGGGGCACGUCCUGUCCAUCAUCUCGCUGCUCAUCUCCAUCUGCAUCUUCUCAUACUUCAAGUGUUUGAGCUGCCAGCGAAUCACGCUUCAUAAAAACAUGUUCACCUCCUUCAUCCUGAACUCGUUCGCCACCAUCGGCUGGUUCUACUUCGUCAUCGGAGAUCAGACCAGAACAGACUCAUCUCAGAUCGGCUGUAAGCUGCUGGCUAGUAUCAUGCACUACACGUCCUGCUCUAAUUAUUUCUGGAUGCUGUGUGAGGGGAUCUAUCUGCACACGCUCAUCAUCGUGGCCGUGUUCGUGGGCGAGCAGCAGCUGGGCUGGUAUUACGUCCUCGGCUGGGGUUUCCCAGUGAUCCCUGCUGUGCUGCACGCUGUGGCCCGUCUGCUCUUCCACGACGACAGGUGUUGGAUCAUGAACAUAAAGCUGCUGUACAUCACACACGGCCCGAUACACGUCGCUCUGCUGGUGAACCUGUUCUUCCUGCUGAACAUCGUGCGGGUGUUGAUCACCAAACUGCGGGUCACUCACCGCACCGAGACCAAUGUCUACAUGAAGGUGGUUCGUGCCACCAUCAUCCUGGUUCCUCUGCUGGGCGCUCAGUUCAUCCUGGUGCCGCUGGAGCCCAGCGGACGCGUCUCGCUGGCCGUCUACGAGCUCUUCAUGAACAUCUUUGUGCAUUACCAGGGUCUCCUGGUGGCCGUUAUCUUCUGCUUCUGUAAUGGAGAGGUGCAGUCGGCACUGAGGCGUAAGUUUGCGCAGUAUCGCGGUCAGCGGAAGCGUCUGGUGACCACUGACUCUCACUGUAACUACCACACCAACUCGUCCUUCACCGAGACCAGCCGGGUCACCAUCAGCCUGGAGCACGGCCCGGCCAACACGAGCGACACCGCGCAUGCACUCAACAGCCAGAGCAACGGCAAACGCUGCUCCAGCGACGUCCUCGAGUCGACUGAAAUAUGAGCGUCUCUCUCAUCGUGCACACUAAUGCCACCAACUCUACUGUCUCUGAAUGUUCAAAACGUCCUGUUUUAAAAUGUUUUGGAAACUGGUUAUGAGAGCUUUAAGGGAACAUUCCAUUUUAUUGUUUCGCAAAUGUUACGGGAAUGUUACUUUUGAAUGUUACUUUUGAACAUUCUGAAACAACCCAGGUGAGAAGUAUAGGUUAUAAAAACGUUGUGUCAGUGUUGUUUUGAAAUGUUUCUGAAACAUUUAAAUGUCCAGUAUUUGUGAUUACAACAUUAUUUAAAAGUUGCAAAAACAUUUCUUGCAACAUUUUACUAACUUUAUUUUGACCCAAUAUAUAACAAUAUUCGAAUGUUUAUAUUUAAAAUUCUAAGAACGUUCAAAUGUCCACUUGAUAACGUCAUUUAAAGGUUACUAAAACGUUACUUACAGCAUUCUCACCCAAAAUAUAACAAAUGUUUAUUUUUAAUAUUCUAAGAACAUUAAAGUUCCGUAUUUGUUGUUGUGAUUAGAAUGUUAUUUAAACGUUACAAAAACUUGUCCUACAAUGUUCUACUAACUUUCUUUUGAAUUUAUUAACAUUAGAUAGAAUCUAAGACCAUAAAAAUGUCCAGUUUUCUUGUCAUGAUUAGAACAUUUUUUAAAGGUUACAAAAAUGUUUCUUAGAAUGUUCAUCAAGUACAAACAUCAUCAUAAGGACAUCGCGGGAAAGUCGCUCAACAUUAUGCGAACUUGUAUCACAUAUUAAUAAAGUUAACAGAACAUUCUGUAAACAUUACAUGAAAAACGUUGUGUCCUAAUAUUUAUGUAACUUUUAAAAAAUGUUGGUGAAAGUUCUGAGAACGUUCUGUUAUCUGGGUUGUACUUCUUUAAUGUAGCGUAUGUUUGUUAUGGAUUAAUACAUGUAUUAGUGUUUUAUUUGUACAUUUAAACACAUCAGUCUGACCUCUUGCAGACAUGCGUGUGCUAUCUGGGGGAGGUUUGCGCGUUCAGUUGUGCGCGAGACGGAGCGGAAAGCAGAAUAUACCGGGACUUUUUGUAUGUAUGAAGAUUUGAUGUUGUAAAUACGCUGUUGUAUAAGCACUUGUGUUUUACACCGAAUGUAUCUGCUUCACGAGCCCUUUGAGAGGAGA